Messenger RNA from Electrophorus electricus (electric eel), 1826 nucleotides. RefSeq names its product cilia and flagella associated protein 157 (gene cfap157). Gene Ontology annotation, molecular function: microtubule binding. Gene Ontology annotation, biological process: sperm axoneme assembly. Gene Ontology annotation, cellular component: cilium; ciliary basal body. The record is from RefSeq and is a predicted model, not a curated record. NCBI's taxonomy places the organism in Eukaryota, Metazoa, Chordata, Actinopteri, Gymnotiformes, Gymnotidae.
UAGCUUCCCCAAACUUUACUAGUCGGAGAUCGUGCUAGCUCGCUAGCUAUGCCCCCUAAAAAGAAUGGAAAGAAGGGUGUAGACAAGCCAACCAAGAAAGAAGGCAUGGGAUCUGGAGAAAAAGGCGUUCCUGAUGAUGAGUUAUCCGAGGAAGGCAAAGAAUUUUACCGGGCUCAAAUACGAGACUUGGAAGAGCGACUAGAAAAAUAUCAACAGAAAUGUGACGAGCUGGAAGUUCGGGAGAAAGAUUUUUCCACCAGCUACAACAUUGUAGAGAGAGAGAAGAAGGACAUAGUGCUCUAUCUGAAACGCUCCUUGACCCAAAAAGAGGAAGAGUUCACUGAUCUGUCAAAUAAGCUUCAGGCAUUACAAGUAGCCAAAGAUGCCGAGAAGGAGUCGUUUGAGAUGCAGCUGAGCAUUCUUCGCCAUGAGCUUCAGGAGAAUAAAGACAAGCUCACUUCAGAGAAUAUGGCCCUAGCGGGGAAGUUAGCUGCUCUGGAGGAAUUCAGUGUGCAGAGAGAUGAGCUAAUGUCUCUGCUGGUGUCUCUAAAAGAACAGCUGGCACAACAGAAGCAGGAGCACCAAACAACCAUCUACAAUCUGGAGAGGAAGGCCAUCCUGGACAAUGACAGACUGAAGAAAGAGAUGCAGCAGCAUGUGGCUGCUGUAGCUGCCGAAUUCCGCCGAGUCUCGGACCGGAAGAUGCCAGAGACGACCAUGAGAGCCAUCCACGAGAACGUGUGGGUGACAGCCCAGCUCAGGCAGCUGACUGACAAACAAAAAGAGAUGCUGGAAGAGAACGAUGCCCUGAAGGCCAGAGAGAAGCAGCUCAAAAGAGAAAUGGAGAUCAUGGAGCCCCUGCUGAAUGAGAUGACCAGGAAGAACCUUGGGAAUCAAAAGGUGGUGCAGCAGCUGACGGAGAAGUGCAAGCAGAUGAUUGCGGAGGUUGAGAACUGUAAUAGGCGUAAAGAGGCGCACCAGCAGCUGCUGGAUACCCACUCUGCUCUUCAGAAAGGCCACGACGCUCUCAGUCAGAAACACAAUUCAGUUAUGGACGAACUCGACCGAAAGCGAGCUGAAGCUGAGAGACUGCAGAAAGAGCUCCAAGAGGAGAAGGCUCAGCGAGGAAGAGUCGAGGCAGUUCUUCAGGAGGCGGCCACUGCUUUAGUGGACGCCUUGAGGGAAGUUCCUAAAGAAGAGGAUUCAGAAGCACAGGCCCUUGCCCGGCGAGGUCACAUGAUGCAGAAGCUUCUGGACAUUCUGGACAGUGCCGUGGCUAUUGGCAAUGGUCCCGCCCCCUCUGACUUCAUCCCCACAGCAGACCUCACUCAAAAGCCCACAAUAAAGCCACGCAUGGAAAGCGUAACACUGGAUCUGCUGGCCCCAAUGCCAAAGCCUUCCUCACAGCUCUCGCACUUCAAAACCGGAGACCUGGGGCUGGUCCCGCGGCAAACACACACAUGCAGCACUGUCCUGUCCAAGACAGGACCUCUCACCAAAGGCACACAGCUUUAUCUGCAAAGGAAACAGCAAAGCCAGAAAAGGACUAAGCCCUUUAAAGCCUUAGCUGAGGGUGAAAUGUGUACCUUAAAGCCUGAAGCCUGAACCUUUCAGAAGAGGUAAAACGGCAUUGCUUAGAUGGCAAAACAAAGGAAGCCCCAUCUAGGUCCACAAAUGCACAAUAUUGACUACUCUGUAUUAAAUUAUUUGUGUAUUUCACUGUUUAAAGACAAUGGGUACCUACUGUAAAGAUUACUAAGUGAAUUAUUUAAUUAAGAAAAAACAAAACCCAGGCCCCAUUAAAUUUUGCUGCUUGUAAUAGCACA